CCGACCUUUGGUAAUCUAUGGCGGAAAUCGAGGAAGUAUCCAGGAAGAACAUGAAGCAACCAAGAAGAAACGUGAAAAAUAUGGGAAGCAACAGGACAGGAACAAUCGAAGUAGUGUCGGGGAUAACGUGGGACUUACGCGCUGGUUGUCAGGGAAUACUCACACUUGGGACUUUUUCGACUCAGCUCUGGACGGUACUGCGGGCAGAUGCAUUCACGCUCGGCCGUAAUUGCAGUCAGAUGCGUUCAGGAAAGUGCUAGUCUGAACGAGAGUGAUGGUGUGAGAAUGGUGAGGCUCGUGCGACAACGUGAUGGUGAUGAUGACGAUGAUGGCGGUGAAGAUGACCAUGAUGAUGAUGAUGAUGAUGAUGAUGAUGAUGAUGGCGAUGAUGAUGAUGAUGGUGGUGAUCAUGGUGAUGAUGAUGGUGACGAUGAUGAUGGUGACGAUGAGGAGAAGGAGGAGGUAGGGGGCCGUUGAAACGAAAGGAAGCAGAAGAGGCGGGAAAAAAAAUAAAGGAGGAGAUUAUGGGAGGAAGAUUCAUCCAUCGCUAUACCGUGGGAGUCGUCAAAUGGCGCGGAGAAGAGGUAGAACCUCGGGCAGCGCUACCGUCUUCACCGCGAAUAGAACGUGCGGUCAAAAUGGCUGCACUUGGGCGAACUGUCAGUCUAGAUACGGCUACAAGGACGGUACGCUCUAUUCGGGUGGAGACGGUAGUGGGCUGUGGCCUGUACAGAACGAUGGUUUUGGCGGGAAAGAAAGGGGAAGGGUGAUGAUUCGGCGAUGGUGGGAUGGAGGUUAUGAUGAGAAUGAAGAUGACAAAAUGAU
Messenger RNA from Chara braunii, 825 nucleotides. The record is from the annotation of a GenBank genome assembly. Lineage: Eukaryota; Viridiplantae; Streptophyta; Charophyceae; Charales; Characeae.